This is a messenger RNA of Sclerotinia trifoliorum, 824 nucleotides long. The record is from the annotation of a GenBank genome assembly. Lineage: Eukaryota; Fungi; Ascomycota; Leotiomycetes; Helotiales; Sclerotiniaceae.
AUGACUAUUUUGGUGUGUUUUGUCAAUAUAGAGUAUAGGGCCAUUUUUCAGAGGUAACAGAUACAGCUGAUACAUAUUGUGAUAUAGCCCAGUUUAGGCGGUUGAUCGAUCAAGGAGGCUCAAGGUAAAUUUCUUGGCAGCUCAUCCGUUAUCAACUAGCGAUCUUUCAUUGCUUCAGUACAUCGAUGAAUGAGCCAAGUUUGGAAACAAUGGUUGGGGUUGGGCUGCCCUAGCUCCUUACUACAAGAAGUUUUAUACUCUCUCGCCACCAUCUGACUGGGAGACUCUGGAACAUCUAGGGAUUGAAUGGAUUAAUGAGAAGCGCCGGGGAACCUCUGCACUAAUCAGGUAUCAUUUUUUUGGAGUCAUCCAGAAAUCACUUUGCAAGGCCUGGACUGAUACCUUUCGUCGCUCGGGCAAAUCAACUACUGGUGGUAUGUGGUCACCAUCUACAAGUAGAGUUUGUUCCCAUAGAGGCAAGGCUCUUUUGAACUUACACAAAUAUAGACCCUUUCUCGGGCAACUCGACGGGUGCUUGCAGAAAUGCGGACAAGGUCAACUUAAACACGAAGACUCGAAGCUAUGGGGCCUCUGCGUGUGGUAUACCCGCUCUUCAGAGACCUAACCUUCACAUAGCAACUGCAGCUACAGCUUAUAAGAUCCUGUUUGAGAAUAAAAGCAGCGGGAUCAUUGCUAGAGGCGUGCUUGCCUCUGUUGAAGGGGAGAUUAAGAAGUUUGAUGCCACUAAGAAAGUUAUUCUGGCCGCCGGAGUGUCCAACACACGUAAGUUACUCGAAUUACCUGGUAUAGGAGAUCAAAACUAG